Anguilla anguilla (European eel) is the source of this 2740-nucleotide messenger RNA. Its product is annotated as extracellular calcium-sensing receptor-like. Gene Ontology annotation, cellular component: membrane. The record is from RefSeq and is a predicted model, not a curated record. Gene Ontology annotation, biological process: G protein-coupled receptor signaling pathway. The transcript is spliced from 6 exons. NCBI's taxonomy places the organism in Eukaryota, Metazoa, Chordata, Actinopteri, Anguilliformes, Anguillidae. The coding region runs from base 11 to 2593 and encodes 860 amino acids. Gene Ontology annotation, molecular function: G protein-coupled receptor activity.
AGGUUCUGCGAUGCUGCUGCUGCUGCUAUUGGAGCUGGCCCUGAAAAUGCAGUGGAUGCAGAUGGAGGAACCCAUGUGCAAACUGCUGGGCAGAGCAGAGCAGCCGGAGUUAGCCAAAGACGGAGACCUCAUCAUUGGGGGAAUCUUCACUUUUGUCACUGGACCCAGCGGAAUAAUACACACCUUUAAGAGGCUACCAGAAGGCCCAAAAUGUAGCAAUUUAAAUUUCAGGGAGUUCCAAUUUGCCCACACAAUGAUCUUUGCAAUAGAAGAAAUCAAUCGAAACCCUCAAAUUCUCCCAAAUUUUACCCUGGGAUAUAAGAUCUACAAUGCCUGUGGCUAUACAAACAUACUUAAAUCUGCUAUUGCUUUAGUGAAUGGCCAGGAGGAAGUAAUUCAUAGCAAAAGCUGCUCUAAAACAGAUACAGCCCAAGCCAUAAUAGGCCACUCAGCAUCCACACCAACAAUGGGAUUCGCAAUGAUAACUGGAAGGUUUCAAAUACCAGUGAUCAGCCACUUUGCAACAUGCGCAUGCUUGAGCAACAGAAAAGAGUUCCCUUCAUUCUUCAGAACAAUUCCCAGUGACUAUCACCAGAGCAGAGCACUGGCGCAGCUGGUGAAGCACUUUGGCUGGACUUGGGUUGGGGCCAUAAGCAGUGACAAUGACUAUGGAAACGAUGGGAUGGCAACCUUUGUGCAGGCAGCCCAGGAGGUGGGAGUAUGUGUUGAGUACUCAGUGGCCUUUCUGAAAUCAGGGCCUCGCCAUGCACUGCUCAGAGUCGUUGAGGUUAUAAAACAUUCCACCUCAAAGGUGAUCAUGGCCUUUAUGACACACAGGGAGAUCAAGGUGCUGGUGGAAGAGCUGCAGAAACAGAACAUCACAGGCCUGCAGUGGAUCGGCAGUGAUGCCUGGAUCACUGACAAUUCUCUCACUGACAGCGAGGGCUACACGGCUCUAAUUGGAGCCUUGGGCUUUGUGGUCAGCAGGGCACAGAUCCCUGGGCUGGGGCAGUUUCUACAGGAGGUUAAUCCUUCUCAAUUUCCUCACAGCGCAUUCCUCAGGGAAUUCUGGGAAAAUGUGUUCAACUGCACUUUGACUCCACAUAGCUUGACUGACAGAAGGAGACUCUGCAGUGGCUCUGAGCAUUUGAGAGAUGUGGAGACCCAGUUCGCAGAUGUUUCAGAACUAAGGUUCGCUAACAAUGUGUACAAGGCUGUGUAUGCAGUGGCCCACGCGCUGCACAACCUGCUCACAUGUGAGCAUAGCCAAGGCCCCUUCACUAAUAACAGCUGUGCAAACGACAACAGCAUAAAGCCGUGGCAGGUUUUACAUUAUCUGCAAACAGUGAAUUUCACAACUAAUUCAGGGGAGACAGUGUAUUUUGACAGCAAUGGAGAUUCACCAGCCAGAUAUGAGCUCAUAAAUUUACAAAGUGCCAAUGACAGGACCAUGGAAAUUGUCACGAUUGGCUACUAUGAUUCAUCACUGCUUAAAAAGCACCAGUUCACAAUGAACAAUGUCAGCAUUGUUUGGGGAGGAGCCAGUACAAAGAAUCCUGUGUCAGUGUGCAGUGAGAGCUGUCCCCCAGGCACUCGGAAGGCUGUGCAGAGAGGAAGGCCUGUCUGCUGCUAUGACUGUGUGCCCUGUUCUGAGGGAGAAAUUAGCAAUAUGACAGACUCCACUGAAUGCUUGAAGUGCCCACCUGAUUACUGGUCCAACAAGAGAAGAGAUAAAUGUGUCAUCAAAAAAAUGGAAUUUCUUACAUAUAAAGAAAUAAUGGGGAUUAUUUUGGUUUUCUUCUGCAUACUAGGAGUAUGUCUAACAAUUAUUGUAUCUGUGGUUUUAUUUCAUCACAGACAGACACCUAUUGUGAAAGCCAACAACUCAGAGCUGAGCUUCUUGCUGCUAUUUUCAUUGAAACUGUGUUUCCUUUGCUCUCUUACCUUCAUCGGUCGGCCCUCUGAGUGGUCCUGUAUGCUGCGCCACACUGCGUUUGGGAUCACCUUUGUCCUCUGCAUCUCUUGUGUUCUGGGGAAAACAAUAGUGGUGUUAAUGGCCUUCAGGGCUACACUUCCAGGCAGUAAUGUGAUGAAGUGGUUUGGGCCUCUGCAGCAGAGACUGAGUGUUCUUGCUUUCACUCUCAUACAGGUCCUUAUUUGUGUGCUUUGGUUAACAAUAUCCCCUCCAUUCCCCAACAAGAACAUGAAGCACUACAAAGAAAAGAUCAUUCUAGAGUGUGAUGUAGGAUCAGCAGUGGGGUUCUGGGCUGUGCUGGGUUAUAUUGGGCUCCUCUCUAUAUUAUGCUUUGUUUUAGCUUUUCUGGCUCGUAAGCUGCCUGAUAACUUCAAUGAAGCCAAAUUCAUCACAUUCAGCAUGCUCAUAUUCUGUGCAGUCUGGAUCACCUUUAUACCAGCUUAUGUCAGCUCACCUGGAAAGUUCACUGUAGCUGUGGAGAUCUUUGCUAUUUUAGCUUCAAGUUCUGGUUUACUAUUCUGCAUUUUCAUACCAAAAUGCUAUAUUAUACUAUGCAAACCAGAACAAAACACCAAAAAACAUUUAUUUGGAAAAACUACCUUUCAGUCUCUGCAAUAGAAAUAGGAAACGUGUUUACUGCAUUUAUAUUUACCCCAUCUGCUUUUCAUCCGGCCUCUCACUUUCAGCCUGUCUUUCCAUUUUAAAUGUCUAUAUCUCCCAUUGUCAGACAAUAAAUAAAAGGUCUUUCUGCCAUAUUAAACAUAA